AUUGUUUGUUUAAAAAUUUAUAUUUUGUUUAAUAAAAUUAAAAUUAAUAGAUUAUACAAAUGAAAAGAAUGGAAAAAGAAAUCGAGAAAAUUCCGACAAAACCCACAAAUGAUAACAAUUCUGAUGCAGAGGAUGAGGACGAAGAGGAAAGGGUGGCCUUUGAGGGAGCAUAUGAUCCGUCAGAAUACGAGUCGUUGAACGUAUCAAAUGAGAUGAAAAGUUUAUUCAGUUAUAUAACACUAUAUUCGCCGCAAAUGAUUGAAUUGGAGACUAAACUCAUUCCUUUCAUCCCUGACUUUAUUCCUGCCGUCGGAGACAUCGAUGCCUUUAUUAAAGUUAAAAGACCGGACAAUAAAGAGGACACAUUGGGUUUGACUGUUUUGGAUGAGCCAAACGCCAAAUCACAAUCAGAUCCAACGCUUCUCAGUCUUAAACUAAAAGCCAUUUCGAAAGACAUUAAGAUUAUAGAAGAACCGGAAACGGCUGUAAAGACUGCGAACACUAACCGAGACAUUGAUUCAUGGAUUGACAAUAUAAGACAUUUACACGAAACAACUGCGAGUUCGUCCACUUCCGUCACUUUACUCCAUAGCCAUCGGCUCCCAGAUGUCGAGCAUCUGAUGCAAGAAUGGAGUGAAGAGUUUGAAAGCGCUCUUAAUGUUCACUCACUUCCAACACCUGAUCUCGACUGUAGUCUUGAAGAAUACAUUACUAUUGUUUGCUGUAAGAAAUUCACACUACAGUACUAUACUGUAUACGGCAUUACAAUUUUCUCUUAUUUGAUAGCCCUAUUGGACAUUCCGGUGCAUUCAUCGAAAGUGGCGUCUUUGCACCUGUUAUUCAAUUUAUACAAUGAAUUUCGUAAUUCACAGGUAAUUAUCAAUAUUUUCAAUGAAAUAAUGUAUUUUAUUUGUAAUAAAACUUCUAUUUAUUUAAACAAAAAUUUAUAG
Medioppia subpectinata is the source of this 950-nucleotide messenger RNA. NCBI's taxonomy places the organism in Eukaryota, Metazoa, Arthropoda, Arachnida, Sarcoptiformes, Oppiidae. The record is from the annotation of a GenBank genome assembly.